Lodderomyces orthopsilosis Co 90-125 is the source of this 1452-nucleotide messenger RNA. RefSeq lists its product as uncharacterized. Gene Ontology annotation, cellular component: endoplasmic reticulum. Gene Ontology annotation, biological process: GPI anchor biosynthetic process. Bases 1 to 1452 code for a protein of 483 amino acids. NCBI's taxonomy places the organism in Eukaryota, Fungi, Ascomycota, Pichiomycetes, Serinales, Debaryomycetaceae. The transcript has a single exon. The record is from RefSeq and is a predicted model, not a curated record.
AUGGCAUUAUCACGGAGAAUAAGAGCCAUAAUAGACUUGGCCACAGUCUUCGCUAUUGGCCUCAACAUAUUUGUCUACUUCUAUCCCGAUAUACUAAACGAACCACGACAAUGCAAUUGGCACAACUCACCAACAUUAGAACCAAAAUUCGAUAUACUUGAAAACAUCCCACCCCAAUAUCUCCAGCCUAUACUACGGACCGUUCCAGGAUUACGCAAAGAAGAAGAACAACAACAACAUAUACCUGCGCUUAUAAAAAAGGGUCAAGAGGAGAUCCAUAUGUUGCUUUUUGGUGAUCCACAAAUCAAUGGUAAUUGGAAACUGACGAAAUAUAUCAAAAGAUUAGACAAUUAUGGUAAUGAUUUUUACCUUGGUCACAUUUAUAACACCAUGUAUAAUCGAUUACACCCAUCACACGUAGUUGUAAUGGGGGAUUUGUUUUCAAGUCAGUGGAUAUUGGAUUCAGAAUUUUAUAAUCGAACGUAUCGAUUUGUUGAACGAUUGUUUCCUAGAGAUGAAGAGUAUAAACAACAUGUGAUUGAAGCCUAUACCAAACACGAAGAUUAUGAUUGGCGGAAAUGGCUAGAAGAUGAAAAAAAAAUGGAUCCUUUACAUCGAUUCAAAUCGAGAGUUUAUGAUAACGUAUACGACUGGGUCCAUCAAGAUCGCACCACACCCAAUUACGAAAACCCCUUAUUCAUCAAUCUUACAGGGAACCAUGAUAUUGGCUACAGUGGAGAUGCAACAUGGCAACACAUGGCUCGAUUCCAUUACUUAUUCGGUCAAAAUAACUACGUAAUCAAUUACAACAAGGGAACCGAUCGUGAGUGGAGAAUAGUUGUCGUUGAUUCAUUAACUCUUGAAGGACCAGCUUUACAACCGGAAUUUGUCAAUUAUACAUGGUCGUUUUUGGACCACUUACGUGAAUAUGAAAACCCGAAUUUUAAAGGAACGACAAUUUUAUUGACCCAUAUACCGAUGUACAAAAAGGCUGGGUUGUGUAGAGACGGACCUGAACAUCGAUACUAUGAUGAAAGUUAUGAACGAGAACCAUUCAAACUUGGUCUUUUGCGGAGCCAGAAUCAUUUAUCUUUUGAAACGACGCAAAAAUUACUCAAUAUCGUGUUUCCCAAUCCCGAUCAGGGUGGAAUUAUCUUAACUGGGCAUGAUCAUGAAGGUUGUGAUGAUUGGUACAAUUUUGAUAACGAUGGUACUUGGGUAGCAUCAAAGACGAAGGAUGCGUCCAAUAAACAGCCAAUUAGAGAAAUUGUAGUUCGGUCAAUGAUGGGAGACUUUGAUGGUCAAACCGGUAUUUUAACCGGUCAAUUUGACCAAAAUCGAUGGAAUUUCAAUUUUACCUAUUGCUCAUUUACGGUACAACAUUGGUGGUGGGCAAGUAAAGUUGCCAUUUUGGUUGCCAUACUAUUGAAAUCGAUCACAUUUUUGGUUUGA